AUGUCCCAGCGCAAUCCAGAUCCAGCCUGGACAUCGUACUUCUUCUCCGGCUCCCCCCCUCGACCCGAAUUCAACAACCUCAUCCACAACGCCGAAGACUGGCUACCCUUCCCAUAUCUCGACCAACCCUGGCAACUGGGACGACAAGUGAGCAACAACAUCCCAUAUGGUCAUCCACAAUUAGUCUUUUAUCUCUACUCCAAACAAAACGACACCACUAUAAUUUACGUAGCAAAAACAUUCACAAACCCUAACCCGCACCGAGCUAAAGCCCAACUCCAACGCAUCCCCUCAAAACACCACACCGUCGAAAUGCUCGUUAAAGACCUCGACCCAUUCUACCUGGAAGCAAACGCCCUAGAACAUAUCCAUCGAUUCUGUCCCGAUGCCCGGAAGAUAUACUUCCCUGCUUAUCAUGGAGUCAUUACCGAUAUACCGUACUCGAGAUUGAGUGAUCGGCUAAGACCACGUCAGCGCGCGGUGGUCCUAGAACGACUGGAACCAACCAUUUCCCAUAGACGUAUCCUCGGAGCAGCGACUCCUGAUAUAUCUACUCCGUUUUACCACAGUCUCGAGGAUCUUUCGAUCUGUCCCUUUGAAAUAGACUGGUAUGCCUCUCUAGCCGAAGAUCGAUGCCGUCGUGUCAACGCACUCCUUGAUAUCGGGAUCGUGCAUGGGGAUAUCCGCGAUGAUCACUUCCGACUUCCCGGUGAUUUUUACGAUAUCGUUCUGUAUGAUUUCUCAAUGGCGUAUACGUUCACGCCCAUUAUACCCUAUACUAUUUGUUUUACAACACCGAAGCCGUUGGAACAUCUGAGGAUGCGAGAGCGGAAUCAUGUUCAUCACACGGUAUACAAGCGUGUGGAACAACGGGAUUUCUAUCACCAUGUGAUUGAGUCGCUACAGAUGCAGCCCAAGGAUAUCCAGGAUUUAUUCAUAUCUCCAAUCGAAGGGGUGCGCGCGAUCCUGGAUAUGGUUGUUUUGCGGGUCGCGAGACGUCCGGAUCCAUUCACUAUGCCCUCAUCAGCAUCCGUAUUCCAGUUUCUGGAGGCCGUGUGUCCGAAAGAUCGACCGACUUGGUAUGUGACGACUGCUCGGCAACUAGGUCUUUAUGAGGCUGCUUGGGGGGUUGGUUGUCAGGCGGGAGGUAUUCAAAAGGGAAUGGAAUUGGUUACGUUGGGUGAUGAGAUCUUAGUCAAUGUUGAUGAGUUGGGUCUGGAUGGAGGGGAGUUUUUCUUGCUUGUUUUGAUUCCUAAGGCGUGGAUGGGUGGGGAUGAUGUCGAGAGGAGGAUUAAGUCGGUUUGUGAGAGGGUUAUGGAUCAGGGGGAGGAGAGUGUUGUGUUGGGGAGGGAGGAGUUUGAUCAGCUGUAG
Aspergillus sclerotioniger CBS 115572 is the source of this 1371-nucleotide messenger RNA. RefSeq lists its product as uncharacterized. NCBI's taxonomy places the organism in Eukaryota, Fungi, Ascomycota, Eurotiomycetes, Eurotiales, Aspergillaceae. The transcript has 4 exons. Bases 1 to 1371 code for a protein of 456 amino acids. The record is from RefSeq and is a predicted model, not a curated record.